GGAUGCCAAAUCAAGUAAAGAUGAGAAAAUGGAAUCAUACCAAAUAAUCAACCAUAACAUAGGCAACCUUUUCCCACUCAACAAAUCUGAUUUGACAUUUAUCAAUCCCUUUGUUUACUUUCAUCUUUCUCAUGUCAAGAUCACACUCUUACCUCUCAUUUAUAUAAACAACAGAGAUCCAAUUCUAUUUGGUAAAAAGUGAAUCUCAAACUUGAGUGUAUAUAUUAUAUAUAUAAUCAUAUACAUAUAGAGAGAGAGGAGCGUGAGAAAGAGAGAGAGAGAGAAUGGGGAAGGGAAGAGCACCUUGUUGUGACAAGACCAAAGUGAAGAGAGGUCCAUGGAGCCCAGAAGAGGACUUGAAACUCAUCUCUUUCAUUCAAAAGUUUGGUCAUGAGAACUGGAGAUCUCUCCCCAAACAAUCUGUUAUCUCUCUCUGCAUUUUUGAUCAGGUGGUCGAAAAUCGCUUCUCAACUUCCAGGGCGAACAGAUAACGAGAUCAAGAAUGUGUGGCAUACCCAUCUAAAGAAAAGACUGGUUCAGAUCUCAGGAACUGAUUCUACUGCAUAUGAACCGGCCUCUCCUUGUUCGAGUGAUUCUGUUUCUCGUGGGAAAGAGGCCAAGUCUCAAGCAGAUGGUUCUUUCAACAGAAGGACCUCUCAGGAGUCUACUACUUCAGUGUCUUCUGGUGGUUCCAACAAGCCAAACCAGGAGGAAGAUGAUCCAAACAUAGGCUUCAUGUUUGAGUACAGCGAACUUAAUGAUAUUAUUCAAGAAGUAGACAAACCCAAUCUCCUGGAGAUCCCUUUUGAUUCAGAUCCUGACAUCUGGAGCUUCUUGGAUGGUUCGAACUCGUUUCAGCAAACCUCUGCAAACGAGAACAGCUCAGCUUCAAGAGCAGAAGAAGAGUCUGAUGAGGAUGAAGUUAAGAAAUGGCUCAAGCACCUGGAAAGCGAACUCGGGUUAGAAGAAGAUGAGAACCAACAGCAUAAACAAGGAAAACAAGACCAAAAAGAAGAAGAAGAGUCAUCAUCACUCUUGAAGACCUACGAGCUCAUGAUACAUUAA
Molecule: messenger RNA, 1065 nt
Organism: Thlaspi arvense
Lineage: Eukaryota; Viridiplantae; Streptophyta; Magnoliopsida; Brassicales; Brassicaceae
Source: the annotation of a GenBank genome assembly